Paraphaeosphaeria sporulosa is the source of this 1178-nucleotide messenger RNA. RefSeq names its product ras-domain-containing protein. NCBI's taxonomy places the organism in Eukaryota, Fungi, Ascomycota, Dothideomycetes, Pleosporales, Didymosphaeriaceae. The coding region runs from base 141 to 803 and encodes 220 amino acids. The record is from RefSeq and is a predicted model, not a curated record. The transcript has 5 exons. Gene Ontology annotation, molecular function: GTPase activity; GTP binding.
GCUACCUUUCGCUCCUCCCGCCAACAACCUACGCCAUCUGCCUUCCCGUCCGCUCGAUAUACCCCAGACCCUCCUCCGCGCCCGCACCCCCUUCUCCUGUACCUGCCGCAGCCCCGAUCGCCCGCCGCUCCUUCUCCAGCAUGUCGGCACGACCGCAACAGGGCGGCCGCCCCGGCGGCUCCAGGUUCGCGCAGUUCAAGCUGGUGCUGCUCGGUGAAUCCGCCGUCGGAAAGUCUUCGCUGGUACUGCGUUUCGUCAAGGACCAAUUCGACGACUACCGGGAGUCCACCAUCGGCGCCGCAUUCCUCACCCAGACCAUCGCCCUCGACGAGUCCACCACAGUCAAGUUCGAGAUCUGGGACACCGCCGGCCAGGAGCGCUACAAGUCACUCGCGCCCAUGUACUACAGGAACGCCAACUGCGCCGUGGUAGUAUACGACAUCACACAGGCUUCGUCGCUAGAUAAGGCGAAAGCCUGGGUAAAGGAGCUGCAGCGCCAAGCGAACGAGAACAUAAUCAUCGCCCUUGCCGGCAACAAGCUCGAUCUUGUCACCGAGUCGCCCGAUAAGCGCGCCAUCCCCGCCGCCGACGCUGAGCAGUACGCCCGCGAAGCCGGCCUCCUUUUCUUCGAGACCUCCGCAAAGACCAGCGAGAACGUGCGGGAACUCUUCACCGCCAUCGCUAAGAAGCUCCCUCUGGACCAGGGCGGUCCGCGAAACCUCCGCCCUGGCCAGGGCAGACAGAGCGUAAACCUCGGACGGGACGCGGCCCAAACCCAGGGCCCCGCAGGCUGCAACUGCUAGAGAGGAAAUUGCAUUAUUCGGUUGUUAUUCGUGCGUCUACACGAGGGGAAUAUCACGAGCUUCUUGACGCGUCUGUGCGCUGCAGCUUGGCUGUCCGCUCCAUCCCAUCGGAUAUCUUGGGUCGGUUCUUGGAGUCUACGGGUCUGUUCACUUUGCGACCAAGAGGUGAGCGUCGAGGCCACUCGACCAUUAAAUUUUAAUCGGUUUUGUCCAAGCUAGCUUUUUCUUGUUCAUUGUUAGGUAGGGUUGUCAUUUGCAAGUUAUAUCCAUCGUACAUGUCGAAUGUCUGAGUCGCACUUCUCGUUUUACCGCUGCAAUGUCCCGGUCUCCAUUGUUCGGUUUCGCUGGCAAUAGCCAAUCUCAAGUCGAUGAACC